This is a messenger RNA of Naegleria fowleri, 1569 nucleotides long. RefSeq lists its product as uncharacterized. Bases 1 to 1569 code for a protein of 522 amino acids. The record is from RefSeq and is a predicted model, not a curated record. Lineage: Eukaryota; Heterolobosea; Eutetramitea; Acrasida; Naegleriidae. The transcript has a single exon.
AUGCCUUCUUGUCUUGGCUCUUGUUUGUGCUCUACAUUUACGUCGUUUUUUGGGAAUAAUGACGGAAAGAGCAGAAUUCAAUACAGAAAAUUGUAUGGUACGCUUGGUUCUAUAACGACCACUUGUCCAUUUACCGGAAAGCAACAACAACAAUGUGGACCUUUACCGUUCGGGAGAGAAAUUUUCAACGUUGAUAUCAGCAAUGGAGCAAAAUCACUGAACGAUCUAGAAAUCAUUGAAUUGCGAAGAGCUCUUAUUGAACAUCACAUCCUGUUGUUUAGAUGCUCUAAACCACUCUCGCCGACAGAACAAACUCAAUUUUGUGAAAGACUAUUUGGAGAGACAGCUAGAUAUCCAUACCCUGUCAACAAUCAAGAAAUGUUGUGGAAUCAAGAACUGGACACAUACAUUCCAGGUCACCCUGAUAUUUGGAAAAUAGUUUCUACAGACUAUACAGCUGCGAAUCAACGAGUUCUAUCUAAAUGCGCACUGAUUUCCUCAUGUCCAUCAUCACCACAACCCUCCACUAACAGCAGCAGUUCUGCAACUCAAAGUAUUUAUAACUCACCUCAAAAAGUUUCCUAUCCUCAAUCUCCUCAACAAUAUAACAUGCCAUGUCAACAACAGCAAAUGCAACAAACACCAUAUUCUCCCUCUUUAAAUAUGCAAUCAUCACCACAAUAUCAACACAACUAUCAACAAUAUGGAACCUCUCCUUACACUACACAACAAUACAACUAUGCAAGUCAACAACCACAAUAUCAACAACAAUAUAAUUUGCAUGGCAAUCAAUCCUCUCUAACUCCAUACUACCAAGCUCAGCAAAGUCCCUAUUCCCCUUUAAUGAAAUACGAACCUUCUAGAUCAUUCUCGCCAAUUUCCUCUUCCUCUCAAUAUCAAACCACAACCACAUAUAAUAUCGAUAAGCCAACAUUUGCUGCUGGUAACUUCUUCUACUGGAAUUGUGAUGGAGCUUAUAGACAUGAGAUUUGCCCUACACCUGUGACUGUUUGGAAUGCUGCAUUAUCCAACAGAGAUGAUGAAAUACUCUUCACUGAUUUGCAAUUGGCUUAUGAGCGAUUAGAGGAAGCAGUUAAGCAAAAGACAAGCAAGGUGUUCAGCAUUAUCAAAGGUCCCAGCAGCUCUUCAGUUCAGCCACUUGUUAGAAAACAUCCAGUUACAGGCAAAAAAGGAUUGUAUUUGCAUACAGGACUUCUAUCGGGAUUUUUAGUGUCGACUGACGAAUGCAAUCAUUCGUCGACAGAACAAUGUCCAACUGAAAUUAACAACACCAUUAAUUUACCCGAGACUAAAAUCAAAACAAUGGGCUGCUCUUGCUGCAAGCAACUGAACCAAUGUCUUAUUAACCAUUUGGACAAUGGUCCAGUUUUCAGGCUUAAGUGGAAAACAGGUGACAUUGUUGUUUGUGACAACAUGGCAGUGGCAUUUCGAGGAGUUUACAAUCCACACAUUCAACAAGGACAAAAUACAAUAUUGUACAAAACAGCUAUUGACACUCAUGACGUUUUUUGGCUGAGAGACAGCGAACUCUAUAAACAAUGCAAUUAA